AUGGAUCCAAUAUACUCUGCAGCCAAAGGUAUUGUGCAUCAAGCUCAACCCAUAUUAGACGGUGGAAUUUUUACGUUUGUGUUGAACAAUUAUGUGGCUCCUCGGUUAAUCCUGACAGAGGCUGAUGAAUUGACCAUUGUUCAAAAAGAUGCUUCGCCCAGUCCGACCGAGCACAUGCGAGUUACAUUUGCACGAAGUGGUUAUGCUGUUGCAAUCGCGUUCGGAAUUAUUUGGACUAUAAUUCUGUUUGUGGUAGCAGUCAUUCUGUGUGGCCGAAAAUCUGGCCGUCGUCGUCGACAUACGCCGGAUUUGGUUUAUUUGGCCGGUUUACCAUCUCAUCCGAACGACAUUUCUCGAUGUGAUGGAACAAUUCGUUCCAACGCGUCCACACGAUUUCCGAAAUCCACAUUGCAUCGAACACGGCACCGAAUGCAGUCAAAUUGGAUUUGUCUUGCCAUACAGUUUUUUCUUCUCACAUCAUUGACCUUAUUGUUAGGCAUCGGGGUGAUGUUGGGGUUUUCGGCCAGCAGCCAGUUGCAUGGGAAUCUGGCAGCCCCGUCUACACACGAAGAAGCAGUGGGGCGACUGUUGAAACCAAAUGAAUUGAAGCACACUGAUCCACCAGCUACUCACGUCUUUCCGCGGAUUCUGCGUGCGUUAGCUCAAGUGCGAGCUUAUCUUUCGGAGUUUGUCGAGGAUACGAAAAAAUCCACGGCUCCAGUGGUCCUUGCGCUAAUAAAUGCAACUGAGGCAAUGCAAGAUCGUAUGACUACCGAGUUCAAUGCUCUUCUAUUUGAUGAAAUUGGAGCUUCAAAGGCGUUUCAACUGGGAGAUGAGGUUGGAUCCAGUGUAAUCUCAUUGAUGAAGCACUCUAUGGGUAUUGUGGAACAGGAUAUGCAAUUCAAACAGCGAUUUGAUCGGUUUAAAAUCGAACUACAGAACUGGUUGCGUCUGAUUCAGGGAUUCGGUCCCACUGGAGAUGAGGAAUGUGUCGGGACUUGUGUUCCACUUCGGGCCACUUUCACAAACAAUCUCACAGCUCGUCCGGACACAUUCAUGCCACAUUUUGCUUUUGCGGUAGCGUUGAAAUUUGUUACCACAGAUCAGAACCAGACAGCGGAUAGUGUUCAGCAACAAUUGAAUCAAGGCCGGUUAUUGGCUGAAAAACAAUUAGCCGAAACGAAAAAGGUGAUGGCUGAACGAAUUAACAUCCCCAAAACAAUCACUGAGAUGGUGGAUUCACAAUGGGCGAGUUUGGAUACACAAAUGGCUAAAAUGGUGGAAACCAUCGAUACUCAGGCCCUGAUCAUCACUCGUUCAUUGGCCCCGAAAGUUUCUUCCGGUUCCAGUGUGCUACUUACGUUUGCUUGUAUUUUCUGGAUUGUGCUCCUGUUGUUCACUGUCGGUAUCACGUGGUUAAUUAUUCACUAUCAUUGCGUACCUAGCUCUCUGAGUGUACGAAGUCGGCAUCGCGUUCGUUCGGCGGCCGGUUGUUGUUUGCUUUUCCUUGUGAUCAGUUUGAUCACAUCCACUUUGCUGUUUCUUUUUGCUGGCUACCUGUACACCGAAGGUUGCCGAUAUCUGGAACCGACGGAAGAACAAAGUCAUUCAAAGUCGGAUCGCAGUCCGGCCGACCUUCUGGACGCGCAUAUAAAUUGGUUCAUAGAUCGCCACUGGGAUGUGAUUGUGCGCCUGGCUGCAAACCACACUCCACCGGGUGCAAAGCCUAUGCCAGUACCUCAUGUGCGUAGCCCUCUGCGAGCGAUGAUGCAUCACUGUCGUGAGAAUGCUGGCAUCCUGGCUGCAUUGGACGGAAUACGUGACUUUAAUAUGGCCUCGUUAAACGACCCAAAGGUGGCAGAACAAUUUGUUCGUAUCGGAAGAGAGAUUAUGUUUAACUCCUUGAAAGCGCUGGAUGUGAAUGAGAUGUUCCCAAAAGAGACAGACGAACAGCUCAAAACUGCCGGUCUUUUGGACGGAUUUAUUGUUAACUUUCAACAAUUUCGUGAUAAUUUACCUACCACGUAUCUAAGCGUACGUCUUCCGGAUGAUGAAUCUGGAAACUAUACUUUGCUCCCGGUAGAAAGCAUGUGGUCCGCUUGGGAUGCAUACUAUGCAACUGUGCUUCAAUUCCGUUUGACUGACAAGCAGAGGCUUCGAUUAGAUCGAGCCACCCAAGAAGUACGUCUAGCGCUGGUUAAUCUGAAUGCUAUUGUCACCGCCAUAGACACGCAUUUGGUCGCGCUGUCCUCGGCCAAAAAAGUAAGUCCAAUUGUGACUGAAUUGAAAUCCACGUUGAGCAAUCUGAAGUCAUUGAUGAGUAAUAAACCAGUCUUGUUGAACAAAGCUUCUAAAUUAUUUGAUGAACACAUUCAAACAAAGACACCGACCGAGGCGGAAAAAUUAAUCGUUGAGUUCGGUCCACAACUGAUGGCCGAAGUUGGUCGCUGUCGACGAUUGUACGAGGCGGAGAACGAUAUGAAACGUGCCGUUUGUGACGGUGUGGUCGUUGUCCUGAAUGGUCUUUGGUUUGUAACCGGAUGGGUUACAUUGGUUGGUUCAAUCACCGUCGGUUGUGGUCUUGCUCUCCUAUUGCAUAAAACACCGCUUGAUACAUCUGGGCCCAGUGCAAAACCGUUCCUGUCCAAAACUCUACAAGACACACGGGAUGAGUUUUUCGGUUUGAAUGCUCAACAACGAACCGGUGAUGCCAACGAAUCCAACCGUUUCACGCAAGCCCCGGAAUUGGAGCGGCUAAAUACCCCUGACGAGCAUCCCCGUCUUUCUAUUCCAGCCCAGUCUACUCCAACCGGUAGCUCUCCAGUCUCCUCAUUCCAAACACAUGUGCAUCCCCCCAUGAAACUCAGUUCCCUGUCACCACCACCUCCACCACCUCCUCCAAUCAGACAACAAUGUGAUUCGCCACAACAGCAGCAACAAAGAAUCCAACUCCCAUCCGUCACACAGUCCUCGUUGGACAAUAAAAGUGAGGAUUAA
Echinostoma caproni is the source of this 2997-nucleotide messenger RNA. The record is from the annotation of a GenBank genome assembly. Lineage: Eukaryota; Metazoa; Platyhelminthes; Trematoda; Plagiorchiida; Echinostomatidae.